GAGUCCGUAACGCACGAUAACAUAAUCUGUUUUCUCUCACUGAUCCUGGCCAUUGCUGGCAGUGGAGAGAGUGAUGUGAAAAAUAAGUGAAUCAGGGCUUCUGUGUUCUGUCUGUAGACUCCUCCGCGAGCGCUAGUGUUAUCAUGGAAAGUAGUUUUGAUUAAGUAUCCCUUUGUAGAUGAUUAUUAAUUGGAUUUAAAUGUACAUAUGCUAGAUACAGUAUUCAACAAGUUAUUUUUUGUCACGAGUCAUAUUAUAUUCGUCAUAAACAAAUCGUUGCGUCCUUCAGUUUCGGUCAACAAAUAAAUGUCUACAGUCCAAUAUUUCUUUUAGGAAAUUGAUGAUCGGUUUUAUCAACACUACGCGAUGGAUGAAUGCGGUUGAAACAAUAUUCAUAAUCGAAUUUUAAUGUGAGUAUAACAAAAUCAAAUGUUGAGUUGACUAGUGGAGAACUGAAGGAAUUUAACUGUUGUUGGUUAGUGUGCGCGGGAGGGGUACUCAGUUGCAGCUCAGCUCAGGCAUCUGUACCAGGAUCGUCUGGUUUAUUGAAUUCAUGUAACUGUGAACUAUUCUUUCGUAUUGAUGUUAAACUUUAGAUAUAAUUUGUUUCAAAUUGAGUGUCAAAAGGUAUGUACAUAAAGACUGCAGUUUUUUACGAAUGUACUUUAAUGGCAUAUGUUGCAUACAGAUGGUGGACAUUUUGCAAGUUUCGUGCUUUAUGAUACAAGUGCAUCGAGAAUUAUCAAAAUAUAUAUCCAUAAAACUUACUGGAUCAAUUCGCCCUAGUGAUAACACAUAACUGGAUGAUAAAAAUUAUAAGAGUGUGUUGACUGAUGACGUGAGCCGGUGCAGCAUGCGAAUACCGGCACCUGGCUUGGUGCACGUUUUAGUGUGGGCGACAUUGAGUUGGGUCGAGUGUCCGGGUGCGUCGAGCAACAUCGUCAGAACAUUCUCCGAUGACACGGGCACCGAGAGGUUCAAUCACCUGGUGGUGGACAGGAACACCGGCCGCGUGUAUGUGGGCGCCGUCAAUCGCCUCUACCAGCUGUCACCUGAGCUGGAGCGAGUUGUGGUCGAGGUGACCGGCCCCAAGGAUGACUCCAUCGACUGCUCGGUCAUCGAUUGUCCCAGUUCGGCCGUCAAAAAGCCCACCGAUAACGUAAAUAAAGCAUUGGUCAUAGACUACACCACUACAAGAUUGAUACAAUGUGGCAGCUUAUUCCAGGGCAUCUGUUGGGUGCGCGAUCGGCACAACAUCUCGCAUAUCGUACAAGAAGUGAAGGAAGCGGUGGUGGCCAACAAUGCGACUGCUUCAACGGUGGCUUUCAUUGCGCCCGGUCCGCCCAAGCCACCCGUCUCACAGGUCAUGUAUGUCGGGGUCACCUACACCAACAACUCGCCCUACCGAUCCGAAGUGCCCGCCGUCUCAUCGCGCAGCCUCGAACAGGACAAGAUGUUCAUGAUAGCCGAAACAGCCGUCACCACCGGAACUCGAAUGUUCGUCAAUUCGCUAGCUCGUGAACGGUAUCCCAUCCACUAUGUGUACGGAUUUAGCUCGGAAGGCUUCAGCUACUUCCUGACGCAGCAGAUGAAGCACAGCAACCAGUCUCCGUACAUCUCGAAGCUGUUGCGCGUUUGCCACGAUGACGGCAACUAUUACUCGUACACUGAGAUCCCGAUCGAGUGCAUCACAGGCAGUGGCAAGCUGUACAACCUGGUGCAGGCUGGCUAUGUGGGCAAGCCGGGCUCAGACUUGGCCGCCGUGCUUGGCAUCACGGCUCAGGACGACGUGCUCUUCGCUGUCUUCUCGGAGAGUGUGGAACGCGAGGGUGAGGGAUCCAGCAAGCCCAGCAAGCUUAGUGCCCUCUGUGUCUACUCACUCAAGGCCAUUCGUCGCAAGUUCAUGCAGAACAUCAAGACAUGCUUCUCGGGGCAUGGAAACCGUGGACUCGACUUCAUCUCACCUAGCCAUCAGUGCAUUCCCACGAAACUUCAAACAAUCGGAGAGGAUUUUUGUGGAUUGGAUGUGAAUACUCCUCUUGGCGGAGAAACGCCAAUGUCUGUUACACCUGUUCUCACGUUCAAUGCACAUCUGACUGCCGUGGCGGCCACUUCCACUGGAGAUUACACCGUUGUCUUUCUCGGAACCAGUACUGGUCACUUGAAAAAGGUUGUUGUGGAAAAUUCGAACACUGCUACUGAGUAUGGAGAUCUGCUUGUGAAUGAGAACUCGCCAGUCAAUCCAGAUCUGCAUUUUGACAGUCAACUCAUGCAUCUGUAUGUGAUGACUGAGAAAAGGGUGUCCAAAGUGAAAGUACAGGAGUGCAACGUUUAUAAGAAUUGCCUGGAUUGCCUAGGUGCCAAAGAUCCAUAUUGUGGUUGGUGUUCACUCGAGAAUAAAUGCAGCUUGAGAAGUGAUUGCCAAGAUGCAGCUAAGGAUGCUCUCUAUUGGAUCUCUUACAAAAGUGGACGCUGUACUACCAUUACGCAAGUAACACCCAACCAACUGCAGAGAACCACAGCUAGAACCGUAAGAAUGGCACCCUUUCUAGAACUAAAUAGUCUCAAAAGAAAGCAAGCAAUAAUAGUCUCAAUAUUUCAUAGAAAAAAAUUUUUAGGCGCCACCAGCAAAAGAAAAAACAUCUUGCCCUUUAUCAGUUCCGAUAAAUAUCAUUUCACUGCCAUAUUGUCAGUUCGCAUGACAACCGGCCCCGAUUUUGUGGCUACCAAUUUCACAUUCUUCGAUUGCAACACGUAUAGCUCUUGCACUCAGUGCGUGUCGUCCACAUUUCCAUGCGACUGGUGUGUGGAUGGACACCGCUGCACACAUGAUACGGCCGAAAAUUGCCGCAACGACAUACUCGUGACUGGAGUCAGCCGCAUUGGACCCAGUUUUCGCAGUGGGCCUGGAUUUUGCCCAACUAUCAAUGCCACUGCUGGUGGAUCCACUGAAAUCCUCGUCGCUUCCGGAUUGAAGAAGCAUUUACGCGUCAAAGUGCAUAUUAUUGGGCAAUUCAUAGUUCAAACACGUUUUGUGUGCCAAUUCAACAUAGAAGGAAGAGUAACAAGUGUCAAUGCCCAGUUGCUUGGAGAUACAAUCUAUUGCGACAGCAUGGAGUUCUCCUACACAUCCAGGGCUCCUAAUAUUACAGCAACAUUUGCUGUAAUCUGGGGUGGAUCUAAGCCUCUUGAUAAUCCGGACAAUAUUCAUGUGGUGAUUUAUCGAUGCAGAGACAUGGCUGAUAACUGUGGCAUGUGUUUAGCUCUUGGUGAGAAGUUCGGCUGUGGUUGGUGUCAAAUCACAGAUAGAUGUGAGGUGAAAGAGCAGUGUGAUCAGGGCACGGGAGUGUGGCUCAAUCGAAACCACACGUGUCCCAAUCCAGAGGUGUUGUCAUUCCAGCCCCAACUUGGCCCUUGGGAAGGAGGCACCAAUAUUACAAUCGAAGGCAUCAAUCUGGGCAAAACAUUCAAGGACAUCUACGGAGGCGUAAGUGUGGCUGGACUCUCUUGUCAGCCGUACGAGCACCUUUACGAGAAGACUAAGAAGAUCGUGUGCCGCGUAGACGGUCCCGGCGAACCAAAACCUCGCAAAGGUCCCGUCAUUGUCAAGGUCGAGGACUUUAGAGGCGAAAGCAAGCAGAGCUAUGAGUUCGUCGAUCCAACUAUUGAGGCGAUCACACCGAAAUUCGGCCCACGAUCUGGAGGCACACUCAUCAAAAUUAUGGGCCAAUUCAUGAAUGCUGGGAGCCGUAUUGAAGCUUUCAUCAAUGAUCUUCCGUGCCAUAUACAAUCGACUGCUCCUGAUGAAGCCACUUGCAUCACCAGUGCUUCAGACCGUAGACAUCAUGGUAAAUUGCGAAUGAAAUUCGACAAGGGUGAUCGAUAUUUCGAAAAGGAGCAUUUCGAGUACGUUGAAGACCCUACCAUAGAAUCUGCUGAAUCAGGGGUCGCAUCUCAGGUGAAAAUCCCUAAAGGAAUUCCAGCUGGUGGAAUCAGAAUAUCAGUUUCAGGGAAGAAUCUCGCCUAUAUUCAAAACCCUCAGAUUUACGUGUACUACAAGAACAAGACGUACUUGAAUAAAUGCGUGAUCAGGAGUAACUCGAACAUGGCAUGCGAAUCACCCAAGAUUGAGAUUCCAGCCGACACGGAUUUAGAUGCUGAGCACCCUGAAAAACUAGAAUUUGGAUUCAAAAUGGAUAAUGUGGCCGGCGUUCAAAAUCUGUCAAGCAAGCCAAAUUUUACUUCCUUCCUUUUGUAUCCGAAUCCUAUUUAUGAGAAAUUUGACGAAGAAGUGAAGUAUUACAAGAGUGACUACUUGACCAUCAAUGGACAACAUCUGGAUCGAGCUUGCCAAGAAUCGGACGUAGUUGUGCAGAUUGGCAAUGGCUACUGCAACGUUACAUCACUAUCUCGUCAACAGUUGACUUGCCGACCACCCGCCUACCAGCCCAUGGUACUAGACAGUGAACAGCAAUACAGCGCAUCAAAUAACCUUCCAGAAGUUGUGGUUGUUGUUGGAGGAACUCUCAGGUACAGAAUAGGAAGACUGAGCUACGCUUCACCAACUGAAAUGAGCGGUCCUCUCUCGAAGCCAGCACUCAUUGCAGUUAUAGCUGGCGCUGUUCUCCUAUUCGUCAUUUUCGCUGCAUUCCUCAUAGCUUACAGACGAAAGUCAACUGAGAGUAAUCGUGUUUUGAAAAAUAUGCAAGAACAAAUGGAUAUUCUGGAGCUGAGGGUGGCUGCUGAAUGCAAAGAAGCUUUCGCGGAACUUCAGACCGAAAUGACAGAUUUGACAGGCGAUCUGACAUCAGGUGGAAUACCAUUCCUAGACUACCGCACCUAUGCCAUGAAAAUCCUGUUCCCAAAUAUGGAGGAUCAUGCCGUGCUGCAAUGGGAACGUCCCGAACUGUUGCGCAAAGAGAAAGGCCUUCGUCUGUUUGGCCAACUCAUACUCAACAAAACAUUCCUUUUGCUUUUCAUUCGUACUCUAGAAAGCAAUAGAUAUUUCUCAAUGAGGGAUCGCGUCAACGUGGCCUCACUCAUAAUGGUCACACUACAGAGCAAGAUGGACUAUUGUACUGAUAUUUUAAAAACGUUGUUAGCUGAAUUGAUAGAAAAGUGUAUGGAGGGCAAAAGUCACCCGAAACUUUUGUUGCGGAGGACUGAGAGCGUAGCUGAAAAAAUGCUUUCAGCGUGGUUUACAUUCCUUUUGUACAAGUUUUUGAGAGAGUGUGCUGGUGAGCCUCUCUAUAUGCUAUUCCGUGCCAUGAAACAACAAGUAGAUAAAGGACCCGUGGAUUCUAUUACAUCUGAAGCUCGGUACUCCCUUAGCGAAGAGAAGUUAAUUCGACAAUCAAUCGAUUUUAAACCCAUGACUGUUUUAGUUUCAAUUUCUCAACAGACAGUUUUUGUAACUGGUCUUGAUCCAAACACUGACAAUGUUCCAGUCAAGGUUUUGGACUGUGAUACAAUCUCACAAGUCAAAGAGAAAGCAUUGGAUACAAUAUACAGAGCAACUCCUUACAGUCAAAGACCUCGUAAAGAUGAUCUUGAUGUUGGUAAGUUAGAAGCAGUUUUUUACAAAACCGAUUUUGAAAUUGGUAUGUUCAUCCAAAGAUUAUUCCCUGUAAUUGUACCUGAUGGAGGUUGCCUAAAUUUGGUCUCUAAACAGUCAUCCAUCUACAACCUAUCUAUACUCUCCGAAAAGACUGAUAAGUCGCACAAGUAUGAGACUCUCAACUUGUCCAAAUUUAGUUCAGCCAGUCCUCCUUUGAGCAGAGCCACUUCGCCUCUCAACCACGACCAUGAUGGUGGAAUCAAGUGUUGGCAUUUAGUCAAGCAUCAUGACAACGACGCCCAGAAAGAAGGUGAUAGAGGCAACAAAAUGGUCUCAGAAAUCUACCUGACAAGGCUCUUGGCCACCAAGGGUACCUUGCAAAAAUUCGUUGAUGAUUUGUUUGAGACAAUCUUCAGCACAGCACACAGAGGCAGUGCUCUGCCUAUCGCCAUCAAAUACAUGUUCGACUUUUUAGAUGAUCAAGCGUUACAACACAGCAUAACAGAUCCUGAAGUCGUUCACACAUGGAAGAGCAAUAGCUUGCCGUUGAGAUUCUGGGUGAAUUUGAUAAAGAAUCCAAACUUUGUGUUCGAUAUACAUAAAUCGAAUAUUGUUGACUCUUGCCUAUCAGUGGUAGCUCAAACAUUCAUGGAUUCAUGCUCUACCUCUGAUCAUAGACUUGGCAAGGACUCUCCUAGUUCCAAGUUGCUCUAUGCAAAAGACAUUCCAAUUUACAAAGAAUGGGUUGAGAGGUAUUAUUCAGACAUCAAAGGCAUGUCAGCCAUAUCCGAUCAAGAUAUGGGUGCGAUGCUAGCCGAGGAAUCAAGGCUGCAUUCAAGCGAAUUCAAUACGAAUUGUGCGUUGCAUGAGCUGUACACAUACGCUAUGAAGUACAAUGAACAAUUGAGUGUAACCCUGGAGGAGGACGAAUUCUCUCAGAAGCAGCGAUUAGCGUACAAGCUGGAGCAGGUGCAUAACAUAAUGGUGGCCGAGUCCAAUCCAUAAUAGACAUAGAUACUCAACGUUCUUUGCUCAAUGGUUGUUUUGUGAAGUGAUGGGAAAACAUGACAAGGAGAAUAUUUGCCUGAAGUGCCUCGGUAGUGUGUGCUGCCGCUAGAGGAAUAAUUACGGUCGAGAGAGCUUCGGACACUGCUGCAAGUAACAAAUCAAACUAAAGAAAGAACAAACUCAUAAAAACUAAACAAAAAAAUACCUCCAGUUGCAUUUUUGAUUGAUGUAAUGUAUAUCCGGUGUGUUUGGGUGGCUGUAGAAGUCUCUGAUGAUUGUACUUAAUUAUUUUCUCACGUUCGAUGUUGUUUGGUGCUUGUGCUGUACAUCACAAUCAAAAUAUCUUGGUGUUUGCAAUAUAAAUUCAGAGUUCUUUGUGUUGCAUCGAUAUUUUCGUCGAUGUAGAGUGACUUAUUUACCUGUAGAUUAUCUGUGUCAUGUCAUGUCAUGUUCCGAGUACAAUAAUUGUCAUUCAAAAGCUCCUUUGUGUAAUGUUAAUUGAUGUUCGAUUAGUUUACUCAACAUUUUUACGAGUUAGAUAUUCUAUCCUAUCCGUUUAAGUAUUAAUAUAGUGAUGAAACAAAUAGAUAAACUCGUCAAAUUUAGCUGUAAGAUUUUCUGCACUGCCCAAACAAGCCCCAUAAUUUUGUAUGCAGACCUACUCGGAAGAAUUUAAAUCCUUGUUGUCUGAUAUAGUAAAACACCAUAUCCACUUGAAUCUCUUCAACCAUCGCAACAACCGAAUUUAAUAAUAUUAUUGUCUCAGUGUUUGUGUUUGUUUCAUUGUCAAUGUUUUCUAGUGCCCGUCUACCCGACAUAAAUCAGAUGAGUUCCAUUAAGUCUUCACAUUUAUCAUGAAAUUAAACCUCCUCUUAAGAAAUUAAUAUUCAAUUCUCGUCUAUAAACAUGGUUUAUUUUUAUAAAUUUUGUCAAUAUUUCGUAUAAUUUGUUUAGUGGGCGAUAUUUUUAUAACGUUCAAAUUUAUUUUGUUUAAAGUGUAUCUUUAAUGUAUCCUGAUGAGUGUAAUAAAAAAUGUUCUCGAUUUUUCUGCAUGAGACAAAUUAUUAUUAAAGUAUUAUUUGGUAGCUGACGAAUUUCUUGCAGUCUACGAUAUUUUCACUGAUGUUUUGUUACCUUAAAAUAUGGAUGUUUUAUAUUUAACUAGAUUUGUUAAUUCUCCACAAAUAUUAUGGAACUUGGUAAUUUAAAAUGUUAGUUAUUCAAGACCAUUCAUAUUUUUCAGAGAUCCAUAUAAAUGUAAACUUGAGUUCCUCAUAUUUUCAUCUAAUAGAAAAUAGUGGUUAUUGAUAUUUUUUACUGUCUAGCAUAUUAUAUCUUAUUAUUGUAAAUAUGUACUUAAACUAUGUACGUCAGCAGUGUAGUAUUUUUACCACAAACGAGCUUCUGAAUGAUGGGAUCUGCCUGCAUCAUCAUGUAGUCUUGUUCAAUGUCUUGUUGUGGUUGAAUCCACCUUAUUCAGUCCUUUGGAAUUGAAUGUUAUUAACACAUUUGUCUAAACCUAACCUAAAUAUUAAGCUAAAUAUUCAGCUCCAAACAAAUAUAGGUAAUACAUUUUCUACUUUUAUGUGAUGUCUUCAAUGUUGUAAUCUAAUGAAUGUUAGCCGAAUAAUUUUUUUCUUAUUUGUGCGUUUUUGUGCUUGUCUUUCAUUUUGUGUCGGAUGUUGAUAUAAAUGUAUUAAAAUAAUCCAAUUACAUGGAAGGGCAACGAACUGUGGAAGCUGAUUAUCCACAAUAUAAAUUUUAGAAGAACGCCAGAUCCUGGUUGUUUCUAAGAAUCUACGGGUAUUUUCUUAGGAUAAUUGUAAAUCAGGUUAUUGUUGUUCGACGUGUUGCAUCUUUAUGUUUAGCUCCCAAUUCCUCAAUAAUAAUAAAACUCUAUACUUUCAAAUUAGCUUUAGAUGUUCUAGCUUAGAUCCCUUAUUUUUCUAUAAAAAUAAAUUGUAAACACUAUUAAAACUAAUUGUGUAGCAUUUGUGGCAUCCUGUUCAGCGUAGUUGAAUUGAAUAUUUGUUGAGCAUGCAUUUAAAAUAAUGUCUGCCAGUUCUCAAUUUUGUUAUAAUAUUUUAAUCAUUUCUCAGCUUUUAUGUUGGUGGGUGAUUUUAGUUGCUGUUAUCAAAGCAAUAAAUAAAUUAGAUGUGAUAUAACGGUCCAUUGUUAUUAUUUGAUGUAUCGUUCAAAAUCUGGACAUCUAUUAGAUAUAAUAUAUGUUUUAUAUUUCCAUGUCAUUUUGAGUUGAGAAAUUGAUAUAGAUUUUGAUAAUUCCAAUUCUCAGGUUUAGCAGUUAAUGAUGUUACUCAUUUCCACCUUAUUUCAUAUUUAUUCAACAAAUUGAAAAAUGUGCAACUCUUGUGUGCAUUUCAAGUAUACUUUUAUAUUCUAAGUGAAGACUUCAAAACUUACAGUCUGAAAUAAUUUUUAAAACGAAUUCUAAAAUUUUUUAGCUGAUUAUAAUUUUGUAUAGUAGCAAUUUCACAAUAGACAAACCAAUAUUGUACAUACAUAUCCGCAAGAAAGAUUAUAAAUUCAAUUGAAUUUUCAAAUUAGGAAUUGGAGAUCUGUACAAAAUAACAUAAGAGCUGAAACUUGAUUACAAAUAAAUAAUAGGCUACAAUAAACAAUAUAUUAUAUGUAUAGACACGUGUAAAAUAUAAAUAUUAUUUGUCCUAUCUAGUGUUUACUACUUAUUGUUGUUAUACGUGUCUCCUGCACAUGCCAUCUGUGUUUAUUACGUAUUAACUGUGAUUUAUAUACAUUGUUCAAUAAGGACUGACUGUGUUUUUAUAUAAUAUAAUAUAUAUAUAAUGGUGAUGAUACAUACAAUAUAUAAUUUGGUAUUAAUUUCUCCUCCCAGAAUCUGCAAGGCAUUUCGUGUUUUGCUAAUCAGUUAACAAUAGAUGAUAAAUGUUAGUAAUCUCGAAAUAUUCCAUCUCCUUCAAUGUUUACAUCACAGAUUCGAUUAUACUAAAGUCUUAUUACGUAGAUCCACUGCUUUCAUGCCAGUGUUCAUCCAUAAUAUAAUAAUUAAUUCCAUCACAAAUGUGUAUGGUAGAGUAAUUUAUAAAUAUAUUUAUUUUUUUGAAAUUUAAUUUAUUGCAUUAUCUUCUAUAUUAUUUUACUCUUAUCAUUAUUGUAAUUACGAUUACAAUUUAAUUGAUAUAGAUUGAAUUCUGAAUGCUCCUUAAUUUUAAUUUGUCACACUGAGUAUCCAAUUUUUAUUCAUUUCAACUUCCUAAAUAUAUUCAUUUUUUGUUUUUUUUUUAGUUCUUUCUUUUCCCAAAAAAUAAGGGUUAGGUUUGAAAUGGAAAAAAGUUUAAAAAGUGUGAGACAUUCUUGGCCUGGAAACUUAUUCGAUUAAGUUUUGGUUGAAAGUAAUUCAUCACUUGCAUUUCAUUUGCGUUUCAAUACUCUUCAAGUUUACCAUUAAUGCUUAUUGAUAGAACUUAUAACCGAUAUCUACAACUGAGAUGGAAAUUCGAACUAAAUACUUUUAGAAGUUCUAUCUAUCAUAUUAACAGAGACAAAUUUAUGAAAACAAAAGUAAACAACCUUUUAUUCGACCUUACAAUUCUAUGUAUGAAAAUUAUAUCCGGCUCAAGGCAACAUAAUUUAUCAAAUUAUUCGCAGAACUGAACAGAUUUCGACCUAUUAUUAUUAACACAGUUAUUAAUCCUAGUGUACCGCAUCAUAUACAUGUCAAUGCCCUUGAAGAGUAUUGUAAUAGACCAGAUAGUCCAAGAAUUCAAUACAAAAUCAUAUAUAUGAUUGUAUGAUAUAGUAGCAAAAAUACUAUUUCAUGUACGUAUUCCUAAUACAGCUGUAUAUGUAUGUAUGUGUCAGCAAUCAUCAUUAUUAAUAAAUUCCUUACAUGUUCACGUUGUGUAACUUGUUAUCAAUAUUGAUGUGUGUGAAUAUUGAUGUAUAUGUGAAUAUGUGUGUCACCAUUUUUCGAGGACCAAGCAGUCGAUCGAUUGAGUCUUUGUAUGCCUUCUGUUCUCAUCUAUUUUUGACGCAUCAAGUGAAAAUAGCUGCUGGAUUAAUUGUUUAAUGAAACAGAAAAUUCAGUUGUAGUGUGUUAACUUGUGAGUCUUGUAAUUUCUAAAAACUAACAAAAUCCGAAACUAUAUCAAUAAUCAUCACAAUAAUUGCUGUUACAAUAGUAAUGUAUUGUUACUAAGUAUCAGAAGUAUUCCCAAAUUAAUUAUUAUCCUCUUGACUCAUUGAACAUAAAAUUGAUAUUGUGUCGCACAUGUAUAUAUGUAUGCAUGUAAAUAUACAUGCAUACAUGUGUAUAUAUUAUAUAAAUAGUAAUAAAGUUUAUUUCGCUUCGGAUGUUGAAUAAGUCAGUCACGUCAUAUGACCUCAUAUGAGUGUAUGUGUGGAUUUGUGUGUCAGUUGUUGGUCCCCCCCACUACCACACACAGAUUGAUAAAUAUAUAUAUAAUUUCAUUGUAUGGAUAUGCUCAGUGUUUUGUCACUAAAUGAAAGCAAUUUUUCAUGCAAA
This is a messenger RNA of Nilaparvata lugens (brown planthopper), 11087 nucleotides long. RefSeq names its product plexin-A1 (gene PlexA). The transcript is spliced from 24 exons. The record is from RefSeq and is a predicted model, not a curated record. Gene Ontology annotation, molecular function: protein binding; semaphorin receptor activity. Gene Ontology annotation, cellular component: semaphorin receptor complex. Lineage: Eukaryota; Metazoa; Arthropoda; Insecta; Hemiptera; Delphacidae. Bases 854 to 6562 code for a protein of 1902 amino acids. Gene Ontology annotation, biological process: positive regulation of axonogenesis; sensory neuron axon guidance; negative regulation of cell adhesion.